UCUACCCUGUGCACUUCAAAAGAGACCAGAAUGAACUGUCUCCUCUUAAUCCAAAUUACCCAGUUACCAGACACAGAUUUGAAGCAGCGUCUUUGAUUUCUGUGACUGAUUUGAAGCAGCAGAUGGUCUGUAUUUAGUCCUCUGCCCUAUCCAGGUACUCUGUGCUCUGCAGAGAUGAGUGUUCAGAUCUCCUCAGGCAUAUGUGGGACUCUUCAGCAUCUGUGGCACUGCAGUAAUCAAAGGGAUGAGAGCACUGUGCCGCAGGAGGACAGCAGGGCUUCCUAGGUUGCAUUCGCUCAUUAAGGAUGAAUGGGAUAACACUGGACUUGGAAGAAAGAGCAAAAGUCACUCUAGGGGUGAAACCUGGCUGCUCUGGCCACUGCACAAGCUAUGGAAUGUACUGUGCCAACGGAGGAAAGUGUGUUGAGAAAUACAAUGGCUACUCCUGUGAUUGCUCCAAAACAGCAUAUGAUGGACCAUUUUGCAUUAAAGAUGUUGGAGCAUUUUUUGAAGAAGGAAUGUGGCUUCGUUACAACUUCCAUUCCCCAGGGACUAGCAUGAAGGAUUUAGUUAGCCGAACACUGUUGAGUUCUACAGAUCCUGAGAUUACAGCGACCAACCAUAACUUGAAUAAAGAAGAACUCAGCUUCAGCUUCAGUACCACCAAGUCCCCUUGUGUCCUUUUGUAUAUCAGUUCCUAUACCCAGGACUUCAUGGCAGUGCUUGUCAAGCCAUCCGGGAAUCUGCAAAUUCGGUACAGCCUAGGAGGUACCAAGGAGCCAUAUAACAUUGAUGUUGACCACAGAAACAUGGCAAACGGACAGCCCCAUACUGUUAACAUCACACGGAAUGAACGGGACAUCAUACUACAGAUUGAUCACUACCCUCCAGCAACCUAUAACCUGCCAGCAGCAUCUGACAUUCAGUUCAACUCCCCAAAGGCACUCUUCCUAGGAAAAGUCAUAGGGUUAUUUGCACAGGAGCAGCAGCUGUCAUCUGCUGCCAAUCAGUGA
This is a messenger RNA of Phasianus colchicus (ring-necked pheasant), 1013 nucleotides long. The record is from RefSeq and is a predicted model, not a curated record. NCBI's taxonomy places the organism in Eukaryota, Metazoa, Chordata, Aves, Galliformes, Phasianidae.